Henningerozyma blattae CBS 6284 is the source of this 471-nucleotide messenger RNA. It is a transcript of the gene EMA19, whose product is annotated as Ema19p. The transcript has a single exon. NCBI's taxonomy places the organism in Eukaryota, Fungi, Ascomycota, Saccharomycetes, Saccharomycetales, Saccharomycetaceae. Gene Ontology annotation, cellular component: endoplasmic reticulum. The record is from RefSeq and is a predicted model, not a curated record. The coding region runs from base 1 to 471 and encodes 156 amino acids.
AUGCUUACUGAUUUUGAACAGACUAUAUACUGGUGGUAUUUUCUAAUUCAUAUCCCCAUCAGUAUUUUUAUUGACACAAGUAUCAUCACUGAAGGUCGCACAUUACAUCCAAUCUUCAAGAAGGCCAUUAACUGGCAUACUGUGGAAAACAAUGAUUAUUUAGUUGGUGAAAGACCCAAAUGGCUUCAAUUUUUUGUCUGGACCGAGAUGUUUUACCAGCUUCCACUUUUCUUCAUCGCUGUGCUGUACGGCACAACAACCAUCCCUGAAACUUUUCUUAAACUAUAUGGAUUAUUAGCAGGAGGUUCAUCGUUGUGGUGCUUGAUAGAUAUAGUGUUCAAUGGCCAUUACUUCCUCCUAAACCCUAAAAAACACACCCCGCGUAGGGCGCUACCAAUCAUGGCAAAGUUGAAAUUGGCCCUUUUUUAUUUCCCGUAUUUUCUUUUACCUACUAGACUUUUAUUCCUAUAA